AUGCAACCACAAGCAGGAGCCAAUGCAGGUGCCGAGACAUCGACAGGACGGUCUCAGAUCAACGCAAUCGAAAUCACAAAACAAGCAGCCGAUUUGGGGCUGGUGAAACUCGGUGAAUGCGAAACUUUGGCUAUAAGAGAUGUGGUGAAGAGCAUGGUUGACCGUCGCCGAACAAUUACUCAAGCAGAGGGCAAUGUAUUUGCAGACGAGAUAUUUGAGAACGAGUUCGAUUUCGACAAUGGGGAUGAAUCUGGGGAGGCACAUAUAGAGGCAUAUUUAAAAAGGAGUGAAGAGAUACGCAACGAGAUCUCUGAUCUGAUUUGGAAUCUACAAUUCGAUCGUACUUUCGCGAGAACUAUGUCCCAUCUCCUCCCUUUGAAUUAUGACUCUUGGAAAGAGAAGAUUAUAACACCGACAAGUAUACGAAAGAGAAGGUGUAUGAGGAGAAUAAAACGAGUUGAAAGUGCAGGUGGAUAG
Molecule: messenger RNA, 477 nt
Organism: Sclerotinia sclerotiorum 1980 UF-70
Lineage: Eukaryota; Fungi; Ascomycota; Leotiomycetes; Helotiales; Sclerotiniaceae
Exons: 3
Coding region: 1-477 (158 amino acids)
Source: RefSeq, a predicted model, not a curated record